AUGAGCAGCAUCAACUCGCUCCUCAACCACGAGGCCGCCCCCAACCGCCGCCCGUCGCAGUCCCACGUGCCGUUCUUUGUGCCCACGACCACGUACGAGGCCGCCGACGCCCUCACCACCCUGGCCACCCUGGGCAGCGGCCAGCAGUACGCACCCGCCCCGACGCGCGAGCUGCCGUCGCCCACGGCCUCGGUCCACGCGCCGCGCCGCACCAGCAGCUUCGGCGACCACCACGCGCCCGUCGAGCCCGACCCGCCGCUUGACCAGCCGCUGGCACGCUCGCCCACGCUCGACCACUACCACCACGGCUCGUCGCGCUCGCCCGAGGAGCAGCAGCGCCGCCGCUCGCUGAUGUCGCGGACCUCGCCUGCCCCCGUUCUGGCCCCCAUACAGAACCUGUCCGCCGCCCUGCACGACCAGAUGCACGGCGAGCAGUCGGCAGCACUCGGCACCGACGUGUCGACGCUCCUCCAGUCGCCGUCCCGCUCGAGCGACGGCCGAGACAGCACCCAGAACCGCGAGCCCACGACGUCACAGAUGCGCGAGCCCGACUCCGCCCGCAGCACGCCUCGCCCGCCCGCCAAUGCCAGCGACGCGCAAAUACCCUCGCCGCAGCCUCUCGUCAAAGAUGAGCCCGCCGGCACGCCGCGCGAGUCCAGCCCCACAGCCGCCUCUGUCGCGCCUGCAGACCGACAGACGUCCGUCGCCACCGACCAGAUGGACGUGGACGUGGAUGUGGACACGCUCAAGGCGAUCGAGCUGGCCAAGCAGAGCGACCUGGGCCUGCGCUCCAAGAGAAAGGGCAGCGUCGCUGAGAGCGUCACCUCCACCACCGAGCCCAAGCCGUCCCUCGCGCCGCCGCGAAAGCGUCCUGCGCCGUCGUCGUCGUCGGCUGCCAAGAAGAAGGGCACCGCAAAAGCAAUGAAGCCGUCCAAGAAGCGCAAAAUUGACACGGACGGCGACUCCAACACGCGCUCCGUCACACCCACCUCGCGCACCUCCAAGCACAUCCCGAGCAAGGGCAGCAAGCGCGGUUCACAAGCAGGCACCCCGGCUGCCGAGUCGUCUCCCGCUCCCGAGUCCGCAUCCCAAGCACACCACUCUGACGAGGACGCCGAGUCUUCAGAAGACCACAACCUCUACUGCAUAUGCAAGAAGCCCGACAACCACCGAUGGAUGAUCGGCUGCGACGGCGGCUGCGACGACUGGUUCCACGGGGACUGCAUAAACAUGAAGCAGGCCGACGAAGGGCUCGUCGACAAGUUCAUAUGCCCGCUGUGCGAAGAGAACGGGCGGGGGAAGACGAGCUGGAAGCCAAUGUGCAGGCGAGACGGCUGUCGAAAGCCCGCGAAACUGGGCCGGGACAGGGAAAGCAAAUACUGCUCCGAGGAGUGCGGCGUGCUCUUCAUGACAGAGCAACUACACCGCACCGCAGGCGCAAAAGGCGCAAACGGCAAGAGCAAGAAGUCGAAAAAGAAGAACCCCAUCAAGAGCACCGACGACACGCCAGAACACGAAGAAGAAGAGGAGCCCACACCACUUGGCGGAGUCCUCCGCGCAAAAGACCUAAAAGCCCUCGUCGACGCAAGCCCAAACAUCCAAGCCUUCAGAAACCUCGGCACCGGCGUCCUCUCCCCGCCCCAAACCGCCUCCCCCACCCAACCCUCCUUCACCGGCGCCGACGACCUCGCCCUCACAGCCGCCGAAACAGAGCGCCUCAAAGCCCUCCACAACGAAAAAUCACAGCUCAAAGACCGCCUAGAAGUCCUCCGCGACCGCGAAUGGUUCGUCAGCAUGGCAAAGGAACAAGCCCUGCGCGUCGCCGAGCGCGAGAAGAUCAAAAUCAAGGAGUUCUGCGGUUAUGACUCACGACUCAGUUGGUCGGAUGCAGAGUUUUUGCUCUGGCGCAAUAGCAGACAUGGGCGCGCGGCCUUUCAGUUUAAUACCCUCGCGCCUGACGCUGAGCAGGUCGCGGCUAUGCCUGCGUCGCCCGCGGACGCAGUCGUCCCUGCGUUCGACGCCCAGCGCGAGGCGGCGUGUCUCAAGAAACGCUGCUCCAAGCAUCCGCAGUGGCAGAAACUCAACUUGCAGGACGCGCGCUUCGAGGAGCUGGAGGUUGUUGAGGCAAUUCGCGAGUGCGAGAAGGAUGAGAGGAGUGUGAGGGAGCGCGCGAGGAGAAGAGGCGCGAAAGACGAUAUGGCUAAGGAACUUACGGCGGGGGAUGGCGUGAAUCGCGAUCGGAAUCGGGAGGGGUGGGUCGAGGUUGUUAUUUAGCAGGGUGGGUGAGGGGAGAGGGCUUGGAUAGAGAGAUUUAUACCCCCGUCCGUUCCGUUGCGGUCUUUUUUGUAGCGAGUAUAUCCUUUGGCGUUUUCUUGAGGGGGUUGGUUUGGUUGGGCAUUGUAUGGCUUCUGAGAGAUAAAAAAGUCAAGGCUUGUUUACGUUUUGUUGCGGUAAAAGCGCUCCCUCCACUCGGUUUUUUUUCUGGUCAUUCUUCUCAUUGUUUGGGUUGACGGUGUUUCUUCUGGGUUCCGAGUAGGAUGGGCAUGGGAUUGGAUCCGAAUUGAAUUGAAUUGAAUGGAACGAGCAUAGUCAUCAAAUGGUCCUAAUCAAU
Molecule: messenger RNA, 2611 nt
Organism: Dothidotthia symphoricarpi CBS 119687
Lineage: Eukaryota; Fungi; Ascomycota; Dothideomycetes; Pleosporales; Dothidotthiaceae
Exons: 1
Coding region: 1-2274 (757 amino acids)
Biological process (GO): positive regulation of DNA-templated transcription
Cellular component (GO): Set1C/COMPASS complex
Source: RefSeq, a predicted model, not a curated record